This is a messenger RNA of Lates calcarifer (barramundi perch), 691 nucleotides long. It is a transcript of the gene tmem273, whose product is annotated as transmembrane protein 273. The coding region runs from base 66 to 341 and encodes 91 amino acids. NCBI's taxonomy places the organism in Eukaryota, Metazoa, Chordata, Actinopteri, Centropomidae. The transcript is spliced from 5 exons. The record is from RefSeq and is a predicted model, not a curated record.
AUGUAUGAGAAAAGACUCGCAGCACUUCGACAAGUCUGUAAAGUGCCCUAGAAACACCAAGAGCCAUGAGAGCGUUUCAGAUGUGUGGGUGUUUGUCAGUCGCUAUCAGGGCUGUCCUCAUCACUGAGUGUCUGUUGAUGGGCGUGAGAGGAGAUGGAGCAGAUUCAGAGGAAGAACCAGAUAUUAAGUACGCUUUGAUCGGAGGUGGGAUCGGCCUGUUCUUAGCUGCUGGAUUCAUUAUCAUCAAGGUCUGCAUCAUCAGGAAGCAUAUACGUGAUAAUAGCACAGAUAAUAGCAAAAGGAGACCCAAAGAGGAAAUAUGUUUGCAUCAAAAGGUGUAGGCUCCCAUAACCUUUAUCUACUCUCAACCACAGCAUCAACUGAUCACUCUGAGCCAUCUCAGCCAAUCAGAAAGUGCCGCGGUGGCAGAGGUCAGGCAGAGUGAUCUGCAGGAAGACGUGAACCCUGCAAAAGUGCUAUCUGAGUGAAAGGUCAACCAGGCGGCCUGUUGUCUCUUCACUUUUUGUCGCACAAACAUCAACAUAGAACUGUUUUACCUCUGUAUCUGAUUUUUAUAAUAUGUGUCUGAGUAGAAUUUGUCACAGCGCAUUUUUGUUUUUGCCCGUGUGGAGCAGUGUUCUCUGAAAAGCUAAAUUAAACAUGUCCCAGUCAUGUAAAAGUCUGAAUAUAA